GGCGUCCGGGCCGGGGUCGAGGUGUGUCGCGGGCGGGGUGUCGCAGGGCGUGUCACGAGGUGAGCGGGGGGGGCCGCGGGCCGCGGGAGGGAGCGCCCAGGGCCGCGCGGGGCUGCAGCUCCGCGCCCCCUCCCCCCGCCGCAGUCGGCAGGCCUUUCCCCGGAGAAGAUGGCGGAUCGGGCGGAGAUGUUUUCUCUUUCCACCUUUCAUUCGCUGUCGCCGCCGGGCUGCAGGCCUCCCCAGGACAUAAGCCUGGAGGAGUUUGACGACGAAGACCUGUCCGAGAUCACCGAUGACUGCGGCCUGGGCCUCAGCUACGACUCAGACCCCUGCGAGAAGGACGGCCUCUCCCUCGGGCGCCCGGAGCGGCCACACCCCAUCUGCUCCUUCCAGGAUGACUUCCAGGAGUUUGAGAUGAUCGACGACAACGAGGAGGAGGAGGAGGAGGACGACGACGACGAGGGGGACGAGGAGGAGGAGGGGGGAGGCCCUGGCUCUGUGGCCCCGGCCCCGGAGGCCCCGUUUCCCAGCCCCUCCCCGGAGGAGCCCCACAAGCACCGGCCCACCACGCUCCGCCUGCCCCCGCUGGGAGCCCAGGACUCCCUGAACAACAACGGAAGCUUCGCCCCUGCGCCCCCAGCGUCCUGGCAGGAGACCGGGCUCCGCUCGCCCCGCCGGGAGGCCCCCACCGAGCCGCCCGGGCACGCAGGCUGCGACGGCGACGGGAACCGGCCGGGGGAGCCCCUGGCGCCCCAAGGCGGGGCCUCGCCCUCCUCAGACCCGGGCAUCGAGGCCGACCUGGGCAGCCGCUCCAGCGGAGGCCGCGGGGGCAGGCGCAGCAGCCAGGAGCUGUCGUCGCCCGGCUCCGACUCGGAGGGGGAGGCCGGGCAGGCGGGGCGCGUGAGGGGCGCGCCCGCGGGCCGCAUGAUCUCGUCCAUCUCCGAGACGGAGCUGGAGCUGAGCAGCGACGGCGGCAGCAGCAGCGGCCGCUCCUCGCACCUCACCAACUCCAUCGAGGAGGCCUCCUCGCCCGCCUCCGAGCCCGAGCCCGAGCCCGAGCCCCCGCGCCGGCCCGCCUUCCUGCCCGUGGGCCCCGAGGACACCAACAGCGAGUACGAGUCGGGGUCCGAGUCGGAGCCGGACCUCAGCGAGGACGCCGACUCGCCCUGGCUGCUCAGCAACCUCGUGAGCCGCAUGAUCGCCGAGGGCUCCUCGCCCGUCCGCUGCCCCGGCCAGUGCCUGUCCCCCGCGCCGCGCCCCUCGGGGGGGUUGGUGUCGCCGGCCGGCGAGGCCCCCGAGGCGGCCGCAGGGCCGGGCGGCGUGGAGCUGGUGGACAUGGAGACGCUGUGCGGGCCGCCGCCCCCCGCGCCCCCCGCGCCCCGGCCAGGCCCCGCGCAGCCCGGGCCCUGCCUCUUCCUUAGCAACCCCACCCGCGACACCAUCACGCCGCUCUGGGCUGCCCCCGGCCGCGGCGCCCGCCCGGGCCGCCCCUGCUCGGCCGCCUCCUCGGAGGACGAGGACGAGGACGAGGAGGACGCCGAGGGCCGGCUGGGCCCCCCCGGCGCCCGGGCCGCGGGCCCCGCCGCUGCGCUGGACGCCUCGCUGGUGUACGACGCGGUCAAGUACACCCUGGUGGUGGACGAACACACGCAGCUGGAGCUGGUGAGCCUGCGGCGCUGCGCCGGCCUGGGCACCGGCAGCGAGGAGGACAGCGCCGGCGAGGCCAGCGAGGAGGAGACGGGGGCCGCGUCGCUCGGUGGCGGGCAGGCUGCAGGGGACGCCUCCCCGGACAGUCCCGGCCUCACCUUCUCCAAGAAGUUCCUCAACGUCUUUGUCAACAGCACCUCUCGGUCUUCCAGCACAGAGUCCUUUGGCCUUUUUUCCUGCCUGAUCAAUGGGGAGGAGAGAGAGCAAACCCAUCGGGCUGUCUUCAGGUUCAUUCCCCGCCACCCUGAUGAGCUGGAGCUGGAUGUGGACGACCCAGUACUUGUGGAGGCCGAGGAGGAUGACUUCUGGUUCCGUGGCUUUAACAUGCGCACGGGCGAGCGUGGGGUCUUCCCUGCCUUCUACGCCCAUGCAGUGCCUGGACCUGCCAAGGACCUGCUGGGGAGCAAGCGGAGUCCCUGCUGGGUGGAGCGUUUUGAUGUGCAGUUCCUGGGCUCAGUGGAGGUGCCCUGUCACCAGGGCAAUGGCAUUCUGUGCGCAGCCAUGCAGAAGAUUGCCACUGCCCGGAAACUGACUGUCCACCUGCGUCCUCCUGCCUCCUGUGACCUUGAGAUUUCUCUUCGGGGGGUCAAGCUGAGUCUAAGUGGAGGACCUGAGUUCCAGCACUGCAGCCACUUCUUCCAGAUGAAGAACAUCUCGUUCUGUGGCUGCCACCCCCGCAAUAGCUGCUACUUCGGCUUCAUCACCAAACACCCUCUGCUGAGCCGCUUUGCCUGUCACGUCUUUGUGUCCCAGGAGUCCAUGAGGCCUGUGGCCCAGAGUGUGGGCCGAGCCUUCCUGGAGUAUUACCAGGAGCACCUGGAGUACGCCUGCCCCACAGAGGACAUCUACCUGGAGUAGCCGCCCGCUGCUCACCUGCCCCAGGUGCAGCGGGGGCCGGGGCGUCGGAGAGGCCAGACGGGGGGCAUGAGGGACCUGGCACCGGGGAGUCUCCGGGGCCUUGUGGGGACGUUCCUUCUUGCUCCCCAGAGGCUGCAGAGAGUGGAGCCUGAGCCGCCCGCUUUCCCUGACUGUUCCCUCUUGAGUCUUCUUGCCCAUCCCUUGACCUCUCCCCUCCUCAGGCCUGUCUCUGCCCCUCUGUGUGCCUGCAAAUUCUCGCCCUCUGCUCUUUACUUUGGGGUCAGAACUGGGGGGGACGUGGAGGGAGGUGAGGCUCCAGGUGACCCCCUCCUGCCCCUCCCUGUGAUUUAUAAAGGAAUUUUAAUUUUUAUAGUGAAUCUCAAGGGAUCAUCCCGUCCUUAACUGCAGGGACAAAGAGAGGCACCCUCAUACUGCCCCACAUGGCACUCAUGGGGAGCAGGGAGGGGUUCACCAGAGGGUCUUGGGGGGACUAGGAGUAGUUCUUGAUGCUCACCCCAAGCCCCCCGAUGAUGCUGGGAGGAGGGUGCCCCACCCCGGGCCCCAGCCACACCGGCGUCUGCUUUGCCUCUGCAAACGCUCCCCGCAGCCCAGCACCUUAAUAAACUCUCUGCUUGGUGUGA
Messenger RNA from Manis pentadactyla (Chinese pangolin), 3206 nucleotides. It is a transcript of the gene MAPK8IP2, whose product is annotated as mitogen-activated protein kinase 8 interacting protein 2. Gene Ontology annotation, biological process: regulation of JNK cascade. Bases 169 to 2565 code for a protein of 798 amino acids. Lineage: Eukaryota; Metazoa; Chordata; Mammalia; Pholidota; Manidae. The record is from RefSeq and is a predicted model, not a curated record. Gene Ontology annotation, cellular component: cytoplasm. The transcript has 12 exons. Gene Ontology annotation, molecular function: protein binding.